AUGCGGCGCCUGUUUGGUGCGCUCAAGGCGCAGGGGACAGGGGCUGUGCGUGCGGAGGAGUACCAUGCGCGUAUGGCCAAGUUUGCUGGCGAGCUGAAGGAGGAGCUGGAGCGUGCGGUGCAGAAGAAGAAGCUCCGUGCGACGGUCAAGGUGGCCAUCCGGGAAAUGGUGGUGUACUUUGUGUUUCUUACAGUCUUCUCGUUUGUGGUCCUCGGAGCGCGUGACCCGCUGUACUCGUUCCAGUACAAUGAGUUUAUGAAGGACUUGUUUCUCGCCGAGGAGUUCCCCGAGCCGGACAUCUACAAGACCUUUUAUGAUGUGGCGACGUUUGAAGAGUUCUGGGAGUUUAUGCAUGAUGUCUUUGUACCGGCGCUGUUUGCGGAUCAGGGCGGCUUUGGUGAGGGCUACAUCUACGGACAGAACGUUCUAGUCGGCGCUGUCCGUUUGAGGCAAGUCCGCGUCUCGCGUGGUCACUGCCAGCCGGAAGGGCCUUUUGGCCGAGUCAUCACCUCAAACGAGUGCUUUGCCCGCUACUCGCGGAGCCUCGGCGAUACGGCGAGGUUUGGCCCCGAGCAGCAGUUUGUGUACUCGUCGGCCAAGGAGCUGGACACGGUGCCGCAGCUGGCGCGGCUGCAGCUGUUUGAGGGCGGCGGGUACGUCGAGUACUUUCCGGCCUCGCUACAGCAGGACGAGCAUGCGCAGCACAUGCGGGAUUUGGAGAACGGGACGUUUGUGGACUUGCAGACACGGGCGCUGUUCAUCGACUUUACGACGUACAACACCAACGUCAACCUGUUCCACGUCGCGCAGCUGACGUUUGAGUUUCUGCCGUCGGGCGGCGUCUUUCCCUCGGCCACGUUUCGGGUCAUGCGGCUGUACAAGUACAACAACGACGUGUCGGGCACCAUCCAGUUUGUGCUCGAGAUGAUCCUCAUCAUCAUGGUGCUCGGGUACUUUGUUGAGGAGGUGUGGGAGCUGUAUGACACCGGGUGCUGGGAGUAUUGGCACAAUCUGUGGAACGUCAUCGACUGGAUCAAUCUCCUCCUCUUCCUCGCAGCCUUUUGCGUUCGCAUUGCCCUGGUAGCCACGUUUGAGAAGAUGAACCUCGAUCCGCGGGCGACGACGCGGUUCUACAACUUUCAGACGCUCGUCCUCCUCAACUCGGCAGAGAACAACAUCCUGGCGUCGAACGCGUUUAUCCUCUGGUUCAAGGUCUACAAGUACACCAAGUUUUUCCCGCCGAUGCGGACGGUGUCGGACACGAUUGCGCGGUCGAUCCAGAACACGAUUGGUUUUGUGGCCGUCGUCAUGUUUGUCCUCUUUGGCUUUGCGCAAGCUGGUGUCCUGGCCUUUGGCUCGGACGUGGAAGACUUCCGGUCGUUCAUCGACACCUUUUACACGCUCCUCCGCCUCCUGCUCGGCGACUUUGACUUUGAGACCAUGCAGUACUCGAACCGAGUCUUUGGCCCGCUCUACUUUCUGUUCUUUAUGGUUGUCGUCUUCUUUGUCAUGCUCUCCAUGUUCCUCGCCAUCCUCAACGACUCGUACCUGCAGGUCCAAGCCGAGAACAAGGCCCGGUCCGAGAAGGAGCUCAACGUGGUGGAGGCCUUCCGCGACUGGGUCAACGCCCGCACCGCUUUUCUCCGCAAGCGGCAGGAACGCAUCCGCGACUUUUCCGAGAACAUUCGCACCGCCGACGCCAACGCCGACGCCGUCCUCGAUCUCGACGAGCUCCGCCAGGUCUUCAACAUGUACGAGGACGAGGCCCGCGAGCUGCUUGGGGUCAACUCGGCCGAGGAGUUGCUAGCUCGCUUUGACGUCGACGGCAACUCGGUCCUCGACGCUGAGGAGCAGGCCCGCCUCGUCCGCGCCAUCGAGCAGUGGAACUCGCGCGCCCAGGCCGAGACCGACCAAAUUGUCGAACUCAACGAGGACAUCGACGACCCGACCGUGGCCGGCGUCGACCGGCAGAUCGCGCUCUACAUGGCCGCCCUCAAGCAGGACAUGCGGGUCUUUGCCCGUCUCGAGACCACCGUCGAGCGCAACUUGCUCGCCCUUCUCGACGCCUCGGGCAUCGGCCGCGACGCCUACCUCAACGAGAUGGGCACGACCUCGUACUCGAGCGAAGACUAA
Messenger RNA from Thecamonas trahens ATCC 50062, 2133 nucleotides. Its product is annotated as polycystic kidney disease 2. Lineage: Eukaryota; Apusomonadida; Apusomonadidae. Gene Ontology annotation, molecular function: calcium ion binding. The record is from RefSeq and is a predicted model, not a curated record. Gene Ontology annotation, cellular component: membrane. Bases 1 to 2133 code for a protein of 710 amino acids. The transcript has 2 exons.